CAGGCUAGGUUGCGCGGCAGCCGCACUCUGACGGCUUUAUGUUGGUGCGCACGCGUUAUGCGGUGUUGGGCUGGUGGGAUCCACCAUCUAAUCGAGUUCCCGGAUUGUGGCCCAGACAAUGGUGGCCGAGGUUUCAGGUAAAAAUCAGCACAAAGAUUGGGAGAGGAGUAAUUGAGAUUGAAGUCCCUAGAACUCAAAGGGGACGGAAUGACUAACCGCUAGGCGGGGUAUGGUGCCUGCUGGCGGGAGUUAUAGCUGAAAUAGUUCGCGGAUCUUUCUCGGCCUCUUUAAAAAAAAUGGCGCUCCCAGCACGUCAGUACCUUUGAGAAAUCGGUGCGUUCUGGCGGCUCGAACUGGAGGCUGCGGUCACUGGACAGAGCAUUCGCCUGUUGGGGGCAGAGCAUCCCCCAGCACUGCACGCCGUAGCAACAAGCCACGCAGUCGGUGUCCCAGGUUAAAUAAAGGUCCCGCUGUCUCCGUGUUCGUGCCCCCACUCCCCAACUCUUUCCAUCUCGUUGCAGCCGAGCUGAUGCCGGUGUGAAAGGACAGCUGCUAGUCCUGCCCUUGUAGUAGAAGCAUUCGAAGUUUUGAAGAUGAGUGCGGCUGGCUCCACGAUUAAAAUGUGUGAUAACUGUGGUUACAGAGGGCCCGCAGCGAAAAGGGAACAGAAAACACAGCCACUUAUUCGGGAGCGCCCGAGAGCCGACAUCCCAGCCAUUGAGAUACAUUUUGUUUCUGUUACCCGUUGAGUUGCCUAUUUGUGCGAAGUGAUGGGUAAACUCAAUUAGUUUUUGCUUUGAAGGCCUAUACUUCGGAAUUAACAUCGUGCGAGUAUGACCCACUGAAAGGAUGCAGAAGGAAAGGAAGCCACUUGGCCCAUCGUGUCACUUGUUUUACGACUCUCCUGCCUUUUCCCCAUAACCCUACCAAUCUUCCAUUUUCUGAUCGCUUUAUGCUAUUACUGAAUCUCCCACCACUGUAUUACCAUAGAAAAUUUGGAUAAUAAUACAACAGUAAUUCAAUUUGCAUAUAGGCUGGGUGACCCUGACUAGUACUAAAAUUAUGGAGGGAUCAUUCUUUGGAAUGUAUGCAAGACUUUUUUGUGUAGCAGUGUUUAGCAAUCAUUGUAAAUGAACCUCUGUGAAACAAGCCAUACAAUUGUAGACUUUGAGGUUGUAGACAUGCAUGCCAAGCUGCUGGGUUUGAUUGCAAACACGUUGUCACUCUACUCAGUAACAUCAUCAGUGCACUUCUGGUGAUGUAGAUUUUUAUGUCAAGUUCGAACGUGAUGUAUUCAAUCAGUUAUUGAGAGCUUGCGGAGACAAGGGCUGAGUGGUUUGAUCAUUGAAUUAGUAACCCAGAGACACACAUAAUGUUUUUGGGACCCAGGUUUGAAUCUACCUAGGCAAAUCAAUGUUAAUUCGGUUUUCAGAAUCUGGAUUUAGAGGCCAUUGUCAUAAAACCCAUUUGGUUCACUUUAGGGAAAGAAAACUACCAUCCUCCUUUAAUCGGCUUACACAUGACUCCAGACCCACAGCAAUGUAGUUGACCUUUACCUGCCUUCGGAAAUGGUUUAGCAAGCUUGAAAAAAAGAAGUAAAGUCCUCCUGACCAAUGCAUGAAAUCACAUCUUGUAAGCAAUAUUUCAAACUGCAACAUCAGCAAAUCAACAGGAAAGACUCAACAGAAGUAGUAGCACACCGGUACACAGUCAGAAGGAACUUAUGCCGGGAGUCUUCAACAGUGACUCUACACUCCAUGAGGUGUCAUGGCUUCAGGUCAAAUGUAGGCAAUCCUGCUGAUUUACUAGGAGCAGCAUCAGGCAAACCUAAAACUGAAGUGCCCACCUGCUGAAGGCACAAAGUAGGACAACAUGCAUGGGAAAUUCCAUAAACAGGAAGUGAUAAGCAGAGCUAAGCAGUUCCAUAACCAGUGAAUCAGAUCUAACCACUGCAGUCCCGCAGCACCUGUUUGUGAAUGGUGGUAGACAAUUAAACAACUCACUGGAGGAAGUGCCUGCACAAACAUCCUAUUACCAUCCACAAUGAUAGGGAAGCAUUGCACAUCAGUGCAAAAGAUAAGCUGCAACAUUUGCAACAAUUUUCGGCCAGAAAUGCCAAGUGGCUGAAUCAUCCUCGCCUCCUUCAGAGUUCCCUGACAUCACAGAUGCCAGUCUUCAGCCAAUUUGAUUCACUUCAUUGAUAUCAGGAAACAGUUAGAGGCACAGGAUACUCCCAAAAAACUGGACCUUGUCAACAUUCUGGCAAUAGAACUGAAGACUUGUGCUCUUGAGCUUGCUGCAAUCAUAGCCAAGCUGUUCUUGGUAUAGCUACAUCUACCCAGCAAUGUGCAAAAUUGUCCAGAUAUGUCCAGUGCACAAAAAGCAUGAUAAAUCCAACCUGCCGAAUACUACCUCGUCAGGAAAGUGAUAGAAUGUGCAAUCACAAGUGCUAUCAAGCAGUACGCCCUUAGUAAAAGCCUUUUCAUUGACAUUCAGUUUAGGUUCCAGCAGCCCCAUUUAGCUCUUGACCUCUUUACAGCCUUGGUCCAAACAUAGAGAAAGGAGCUGAAUUCCAGAGGUGAAAUGAGAGUGGUUGCAUAUGACCAAGUGUGGCAUCAAAUAGCCCUAGCAAAACGAGUCUGAGGGAAUUUGGGGAAGGCUCUUUGGUUGGAGUCAUACCUGGCACAAAGAAAGAUGAUUGUGGUAGUUCAAAAUCCAUCAUUUCAGUUCCAGGACAUCCUUUCAGGAGUUCCUUAAUGUAGUGUCCUUGACUCAACCAUCUUCAGUUGAUUCAUCAACGACCUUCCCUCCAUCAUCAGGUGAGAAGCAGGGGUGUUUGCUGAUGACUGCACAAUAUAUGGCACCAUUUGCAAUUUCUCUGAAAUUGAAGCAGUUUGUGUCCAAAUGCAGCAAGACUUGGACAAUAUCCAGGUUUGGGCUGAUAAGUGGCAAGUAACAUUUUGGGCUAUGAAAAGCCAGGCAAUGACCAUCUCCAGCAAAAGAGAAUCUACCCAUUGCCACAUGACUUGUAAUGACAUUGCCAUCACUAAAUUGACCAUGGCUCCUUAGCGCCUUUGAAACCCAUGACUAAGUCCACUCAAGUCCAUGAGUGGCAAAUGCAUGGGAACACCACCACGUGCAAGUCCGUCCAAGCCACUUACCAUUCUGACUUGGAAACAUAUUGCUGUUCCUUCACUUUGGAUAGUCAAAAUCCUGGAAUUCCCUCCUUAAGGGCAUUGUGGAUCAACCGUCACAUGGACUGCAGCAGCUCAGGAAGGCAGCUCACGGUCACCUUCUGGAGGGCACCUAGGGAUGAGCAGUAAAUGGUGGCCAGCCAUCAAUGCCCACAUCCAUGUGUGAAUUUAAAAAAAAUAAAAGCCCCUGCUAUCAACAACCUGGGAAUUGCCUUUGACCAGAACUGAACUAGCCAUAUAAGCACUGUGGCUACAAGCACAAGUCAGAGGCUAUGAAUCUUGCAGCAUCUAACUCACCUGACUGUCAAAGCUGGUUCCCUGUCUGUAAAGCACAAGUCAGGAGUAUGAUGGAAUACCCUACAUUUGCCUGGAUGUGUGCAGCUCCAAAAACACUUGAAGAUUGAUCUCAGUAAGGACAAAGCAGCCCACUUGUUCGCUAACAAUCCACAAACAUUCUCUCCCUUCACUAGCAAAGCUCAGUUGCGGUAGUGUUUGCCAUCUACCUGGUGCACUGGCAAAAAUUCUCCAUUUGGAUGGCACCUUCCAAAUCCAUUAGCCUAUCGUCUAGAAGGUCAACAGCAGUGGAUAAUUAGAAACUCCAGCAUAUAAUUAAUACAUCCUAAAUGUCCUCUGGAAUUGUCUUUUCUUGGAGAAAACAGAUGUGUCUUUUUGAUACACGACAGAAACAUUUUGUGGUUAUUUUUGACAUUGAUGACAAGAUCUGAAAAUAUACUUUAAGCUUUGAAAAAAAACAUGCUCCUAAUAAAAAUGCUUCAUUUGAAGCGAACAUGCUGCCCUUUGAUGAACUUCUGUCGCCCACGGGCAAUGGGCUGUGAUUCCUUACUGGAUCAGUUAGGCAACUGCGCCAAUGAGGACCAAAUAUUUGAUGUUGUAGCGAAGAAUAAAGCCAAGCUUUCAGUGGAACAUGUCAAGCAUGCAAUACAUCUGCUCUGGCAAUUUCAAAAAGAAAGGCCACAAAUGCUGAGGACAAUAGAUAUCAUUAGAAAACAUCCACAGUUCAUGGUUCUUCAUGCAGUAGCUGAAAACAAGAUCGACCUGAUGGAUGAUGAUACAUUGGUGGACAUGUUAUACAAUGCACUGAGGUUGAAUGUUGAACCUCAUGAUUCAAUGAUACAACAAUUUAUGGUUGAGGCAUCAAGACGGAUUGAAAGGUUUAAUAUGGCUAUAUUAUCCAAGUUUGCUGUGUGUCUGACUGAUCAACAUAUGUACCACAGUCCACUGAUGGGAGAAAUCACUGAUAUUGUUCACAGGAAGUUGGAAUAUAUACAAGAUGCAAGGAUACUUUCAUCUUUAAUGUUGAGCAUUUCUGGAAUGAUCUCCACAAAUCUUCGGAAUUGUCUAAUAGAAAAGGCAGAAUUUCUGUUGGAUACCAGGGAUCCUUCGCAAUUGAACAAUUCACGCCGAAUAGUACAAUUUCUGCGCAACAUCAAGUUCAGUUAUCGUCCUCUGUUGGAAAAAUGCAACAAGAUUUUUCUCCAGAACAUAAAAAAUCUAGAUGCUGAUAACAUAAGUAUAAUCCUUGGGGUGUACCAGUCUUUACAUUUUAACAAUUGUGACUUUCGAUUAGCAGCUAAGUGGAGACUUACUGAACUUGUGAAUGCCCACAGUGACCCUGCCAGUUUUCUCAGGCUAUUUGCAGCAUUAGGACCUUUAUCUGGACCAGUGGUUAGAGAAAGGCUUGAAUCUGCCACCUUGUUAAUGGUUGAUGAUUUCAGCCCUUUGCAAACAUUAGCAGUUAUAGAGACCAUGGAAGAGAUGGAAUCCAGGAAUCCACAACUAAUUCAAAAAGUUGUAACAAUUUUGUACACACAACUGGAUCAAUACAAGCCAGUGGAUGUUGCAAGAAUAACAAAGGCACUGCUGUCACUGCGUUGUCAAAAUCCAGAGUUAUAUGCAAAAUUGAGGCAAAUGUUAAUAAGUUAUCUUCAUCGCAGUGUCAUCCCUUAUGAAGUGUCCAUGUUAACUCGAGUUCUGUCCCUCCUUCCCUCUCCGCGAAUUGAUAACCUGAUCUCUGCACGUAUCAAUGCUGUCUUGCCACAGUGUAAUUUAAGUGACUUGAAUGCAUUCGCCAUUGCUAUCACCAAGUGGGUACGGAAUGGCUCCUUAUACCAACCUGGCAUAGCAGCAGUGUACGUGAAGCUACUACAGAAGCUGAAUAAAUGUGGUUUGGAACGAUUGCGGAAGGCAGACUGUAUGGAUCUACUGAUGGAAGAGCUAAAAUUCAUCUCUGGAGAAUGGUUUGAAGAAGUCCUUGCUGAAGAAACUAUGACAACCUUCGAACGAUUGAUUGAUCAGGUGACUGAGUCCAAUGUUGCAGAAUUCGCCCUGUUUCUAACUAAAACAAAUUGUCUACAUACUGAUCUGCUGGACCAAAUAGCAUCUGUCACGCUUAAACAUAUCAACAAGAUCCAUUAUUCAGCCAUAUAUGCCACUCUGCUUCCAUUCACCAUCCUGAAUUAUGAUCCUCCACAAGCUGAAGAAUUUUUUGAAUCCAGUAUACAGCAUAUUAGGCCUCAUUUGAAUUUAUGUGACCCUCAUCUGCUAGUCCUAUUUGGUUACUCACUAGCCCUAGCAGGCUACUUUCCUGACGAUCUAAUUAAGACUAUUUUUAGUGUGGAUUUUCUAGCGAAGUUGGACUCUCAACUGGAUACAUUGCCUGAUGUUCUGAACAUGCGAAUCCGGUUACGUUUAAUGGAGUUGAACAGAGCUGUCUGUUUAGAGUGCCCGGAAUUCCAGACGCCUUGGUUUCAUGACCGUUAUUGCCAGCAAUUACUAAAUAAAGGUAAUCCUUCUGUCAGUUCUACCCAGCAGCAGAUUCAAGAAAUAUUGGAGCACGUUUUGGGAGGAAGUAUCUAUUCCAAAACCUCUGUGUUUACCCCAUAUUAUUAUUUAAUAGACUUUGAAUGUGUCCUUGACAAACAUCAAAAGCCUCUCCCUUAUGUGGAUCAGAGUAUUAAGCUACUUUCUGAGAAAGGAAAACUAAGUUGGGAGCCAGACAACAAACAGCUAGUACCUGGAGCACAAAGGGUUGCUAUAGAUUUUCUUGACUCCAAAGCCUUCUGCAAGAACUCUCCUCACAUGAAAGGAGAAACUAUUAUGAAAAGGAGACACUUGGAGAUUUUGGGAUACCAUGUAGUACAGAUCCCCCAUUUUCAAUGGAAUUCCAUGGAAUUAUCCACAAAGGAUGCAUGGGUAGAAUAUCUCAAACAAAAGAUAUUUACAAAAGAAUCUUGAAGUCAUGAACUAAAUUUUAACAAAAAUGGUUAUUGAAAGAUCAGCUGUGGAAAUGUAUUGAAUAUUGUAAUAAAGCAGAUUUGUUCUUGUG
Stegostoma tigrinum is the source of this 6540-nucleotide messenger RNA. RefSeq names its product FAST kinase domains 1 (gene fastkd1). Gene Ontology annotation, cellular component: mitochondrial matrix; ribonucleoprotein granule. The transcript is spliced from 15 exons. The coding region runs from base 3948 to 6449 and encodes 833 amino acids. Gene Ontology annotation, molecular function: RNA binding. Gene Ontology annotation, biological process: regulation of mitochondrial mRNA stability; mitochondrial RNA processing. The record is from RefSeq and is a predicted model, not a curated record. NCBI's taxonomy places the organism in Eukaryota, Metazoa, Chordata, Chondrichthyes, Orectolobiformes, Stegostomatidae.